AUGUCGUCUCCCUCUCUUAAAAAGAGAAGGAUGAAAAAAUCUUCACUGCCGGUAGACAGAAUUAGCGACUUGCCGGAUUCAAUUCUCUUUGAAAUACUUUAUUUUCUUCCAACCAAACUUGUUGUAACCACAAGCGUCCUCUCAAAGAGAUGGAAACAUGUGUGGCUCUCAGUUCUCGCUCUCGACUUUGACUCCGGAGGCAUCGAAACUUCCGAUCUCUUUCUUGAUGGAGUGCACUCAACGAUGUACCGGCGAGACAUCACACUACCAAUCCAUUCCUUUCGCUUCAAAUCUCGUGACUUUUGUAUUCAAAACGAUAUCAAUCAAUUUGUUUACCUUGUACUACAACGAGGAAUACAAAACUUGUGCCUCGACCUGUAUAAGUAUUGUCGCUUUACAAUUGAAUUACCCGCUACCAUUCUUAGUUGUAGAACCCUAAAGGUUCUUAAGUUGAGAAACUUAACUGUGGGAGAUAUUUCUCAAGUGGAUAUAUAUUUACCUAGUCUUAAAACUCUCCAUUUGCAUAAGAUUGAUUUUAAAUGUUAUGAGCAUCUAAAGAAUCUUCUAUUAGGAUGUCCUGUUCUAGAGGAUUUGGAAACAACAAAAAGUUGCUUUGUGGCCAAUUUUUUAAGCCGUUUAUCAGCGGACUUUAUAGCCUUACCCAGUUUGAUCAAGGCUAGGAUUUGUGAAUUACAUAUUCCAUUUAGUAUGGUUUGUAAGGCAGAGAUCCUACGUGUAGAAAGAGUGUGGAUGCUCCCAUGUUACAUGCAAUUUCCCAUGUUUGAGAGUCUGACUCACUUGGAGCUUAGCUUUAAUUCUGAAGUUUAUAAUCCGAAGUGGAAGUGGUUGAUGAGAAUGCUCAAACUUUCUCCAAAACUUCAAAAUCUUAUCAUCAAGUGGCAGGAUAACGAGGAUCUAGAAGAGAAGAUUGAUGAAUGUUGGAAGGAUCCACCAAACAUUCCAGAAUGUCUUUCAUCACAACUCAAAACAUGUCGCAUUAGAGUUUUCAAAGGGACACAAUAUGAUCUGCAAUUUGCAAUAUAUAUCAUGGAGAAUUCAAAAGUACUAGAAACUAUGAGAAUUAAUAGUAUACGUUCCCUAGAUAUAAAUGAAAAGUACCAAUUGUUGGCGAAAUUAUCUUCAAGCACAAGAGGCUCUACAACAUGCAAACUUUUAUUUAAUUGA
Molecule: messenger RNA, 1185 nt
Organism: Medicago truncatula (barrel medic)
Lineage: Eukaryota; Viridiplantae; Streptophyta; Magnoliopsida; Fabales; Fabaceae
Product: F-box/FBD/LRR-repeat protein At3g52680
Exons: 3
Coding region: 1-1185 (394 amino acids)
Molecular function (GO): protein binding
Source: RefSeq, a predicted model, not a curated record